AUGCCCACUCGAACCCUUCAUGCCCUAUGCCCUACCUCCCACAACCGUUCCUCGCUCGAAACCCUCCAACCCUCCUUCAUCCUCGGAUUCCUCCUCGUCCUCACCGGCGCUCUCCACCGCAGCGCAUGCUACUCCUCCCUCGGCUCUCUCCACACCUACGAAGUCAUCCUCCGUCCAUCCCACUCCCUGAUAACCUCCGGCCCUUACGCCUACGCCCGUCAUCUGAGCUACACCGCCGUAGGUAUGAGUAUCCUCGGUGUCCUGACGAUACAUUUCGGCGAGGGAGGAUGGAAUAGGACGUGUGGGAUGAUGGCGGUGCCGGUGGUCGGAUGGGGUGGGCGCUGUAUGUCGUGUUGGCGGGGUUUGUGGGUGUGUCGUUAG
Messenger RNA from Stereum hirsutum FP-91666 SS1, 381 nucleotides. RefSeq lists its product as uncharacterized. Lineage: Eukaryota; Fungi; Basidiomycota; Agaricomycetes; Russulales; Stereaceae. Gene Ontology annotation, cellular component: membrane. The transcript has a single exon. Gene Ontology annotation, biological process: C-terminal protein methylation. Gene Ontology annotation, molecular function: protein C-terminal S-isoprenylcysteine carboxyl O-methyltransferase activity. The record is from RefSeq and is a predicted model, not a curated record. Bases 1 to 381 code for a protein of 126 amino acids.